AUGUCUCGACCAACAACUCCUAUACCCAGAAGCAGGCCAAGCACCAGCCAAUGGGCCCACCAUCACACAUCGCCCUCGCGUGAAUCCAACGUGAAGCACACCUCCCCUCCAUCCUCUCAUCAUGAAGAAACGCCAUCCGAGUCGUGCCCCAAACCCCCUUCCCCACACGCCUCCCGCCAACCCUCACAAGAAAGACCGAGAUCCCCUACCCCGAAUAUCAUGCUCAGCGGCUGGCAACCCGUAGAACCCAGCCCCGCCCUCUGGGUCUUUGUCAAAAACGUGCCUGCGCUACCGUCUGCACCCGAGUUUGCGGGUCCGCCUGGGGUACCGGCACAGGAACAGGCACAGGUAGGGCUACUGCAAACGGAUUGUGAUGGCUCGAGGUGCGAUUCUGUGGUUGAGGGAGAGAUGGUGGCUCGUGCGAGGAGGAAUGGGGGGGAGAUGGUUAGGGGCGUGGACGUGGAUAUAGAUAUAGAUGUGGAUUUGGAGAGGCAAGGGGUAGAAGAGGAGGAGGACAAGGCACAGGGGAUACGACGGGUGUGGGGGAGGAUAAGGGGGUGGAUGCUUGGGUGGUUGAGCUGA
Molecule: messenger RNA, 582 nt
Organism: Bipolaris victoriae FI3
Lineage: Eukaryota; Fungi; Ascomycota; Dothideomycetes; Pleosporales; Pleosporaceae
Exons: 1
Coding region: 1-582 (193 amino acids)
Source: RefSeq, a predicted model, not a curated record